CCGGGUUCAGUGUCUGCGCCUCCCGCCCUGCUCGCCUAGGCUCCGGGGAUGCGCGGAGGAGGCGGCAGCGAAGGCCAUGAUGCUUCUAGCCUGGCAGUAUCCGGGCCGCUGGGCGCAAAUGGGGUCGCUCCUGCGACAUGGAGGAGGAAGGGCGAUGCUGCAGCCAGCUGGCAGGCUUAUCUUCUUUGGCCCUCUUUUGACGUGUGUCCCGCGUCUGUGAGCUGAGUUCCUGACUCUUCCUGCUGAUUUUUUUUCUUUUGAGAAUACGAGGAAGAGACACCUCUCUUUGAAGAUGAACUCAAGUGGCCCGCUUCAGAAUGCUCCCAACGCCACCCUGCUGUACAUUCCUCCGUCGCGGGCAGGAAACGGCACUUCUCUCCAGGAGGACCUUCAGGAUUUUAUCCACACAGCCACCUUGGUGACCUGCACUUUUCUGCUUGCCAUCAUCUUCUGUUUAGGCUCUUAUGGAAACUUUAUUGUCUUCUUGUCUUUCUUUGACCCAGCCUUCAGGAAGUUCAGAACCAACUUUGAUUUUAUGAUCCUGAACCUCUCUUUCUGUGAUCUCUUCAUCUGUGGGGUUACAGCCCCCAUGUUCACCUUUGUGCUGUUCUUCAGCUCGGCCAGUAGCAUCCCAGAUACCCUCUGCUUCACCUUCCACCUUACCAGUUCAGGCUUUGUUAUCAUGUCCCUCAAGAUGGUGGCUGUGAUUGCCCUGCACCGGCUCCGCAUGGUGAUGGGGAAGCAGCCGAAUUGUACGGCCUCCUUUUUCUGCAUCUUUCUCCUUACCCUGCUUCUCUGGGCCACCAGUUUUACCCUUGCCACCUUGGCUACACUGAGAACCAGUAAGUCCCACCUGUGUCUCCCCAUGUCCAGUCUUAUGGAUGGGGAAGGAAAAGCCAUUCUAUCUCUGUAUGUUGUCGAUUUUACCUUCUGUGUUGCUGUGGUGUCUGUCUCUUACAUCAUGAUUGCUCAGACCCUUCGGAAGAAUGCGCAAGUCAAAAAGUGCCCCCCUGUGAUCACAGUUGAUGCUUCCAGACCACAGCCAUUCAUGGGGGCCUCUGUGAAGGGAGGUGAAGAUGCCAUCCAGUGCACAAUGCCAGCUCUAUAUAGGAACCAGAAUUAUAAUAAACUGCAGCAUAGUCAAACUCAUGGAUACAUUAAGAAUCCCAACCAAAUGCCAAUCCCCUCGGCCAGUCGGCUCCAGCUGGUAUCAGCAAUCAACCUUUCCACUGCCAAGGAUUCUAAAGCAGUCGUCACCUGUGUGAUCAUCGUCUUGUCGGUGCUGGUGUGCUGUCUUCCUCUGGGGAUCUCCCUGGUGCAGCUGGUUCUGUCUGACAACGGGAGCUUCAUUCUUUACCAGUUUGAACUGUUUGGAUUUACUCUGAUAUUUUUCAAGUCAGGAUUAAAUCCAUUUAUAUAUUCUCGGAACAGUGCUGGGCUGAGGAGGAAAGUGCUCUGGUGCCUCCAGUACAUUGGCCUGGGCUUUCUCUGCUGCAAACAGAAAACUCGACUUCGAGCCAUGGGAAAGGGGAACCUUGAGAUCAAUAGGAACAAAUCUUCUCACCAUGAGACAAACUCUGCCUACAUGCUGUCUCCAAAACCACAGAAGAAAUUUGUGGAUCAGGCAUGUGGCCCAAGCCAUUCAAAGGAAAGUGUAGCAAGUCCCAAAGCCUCUGCUGGACAUCAGCACUGUGGUCAGAGCAGCUCGACACCCAUCAACACUCGGAUUGAACCUUACUAUAGUAUCUAUAACAGUACCCCUUCCCAGGGGGAGAGCAGUCCGGACCCGUCACAGCCAGUGAACUCUUUUGGAUUUGCCAGUUCGUACAUUGCCAUGCACUAUUACACCACCAACGACCUGAUGCAGGAAUAUGACAGCACAUCAGCAAAGCAGAUCCCCGUCCCGUCUGUUUAAAGUAACAGGGUCAGAGCAUCUGCAGGGAGAGUGUUUUUUCCUGAAGUCAGUGGCAAAGCAAACCGUGAGGAGUCAACUGAAGAGCUGACUGUUAGGCUUUGUUUUGUCUGAAAUACUAGUAUCGGAUUUGCUUCAUGGUU
This is a messenger RNA of Acomys russatus (golden spiny mouse), 2055 nucleotides long. It is a transcript of the gene Gpr75, whose product is annotated as G protein-coupled receptor 75. Gene Ontology annotation, molecular function: C-C chemokine receptor activity. The record is from RefSeq and is a predicted model, not a curated record. The coding region runs from base 293 to 1915 and encodes 540 amino acids. Lineage: Eukaryota; Metazoa; Chordata; Mammalia; Rodentia; Muridae. Gene Ontology annotation, biological process: G protein-coupled receptor signaling pathway. The transcript has 2 exons. Gene Ontology annotation, cellular component: membrane.